GUCUAUCAGUUGGAGCUGUCUGAACGCUCCGCGCAUCACGAGAAAACGUGCGAACGGAGAAAACAAGCACAACCCCGCGUUUUUCUCUCCGUCAACAGGACAACGAUCACGAAGUGUCCCCGCACGUCGCGUAGCGGCCAGCGAGUUUCUCAAGUAUUCCGUCAAUCGCCCACGUGAGAAAUAAGGCGGACAGCGUAGCCUAUUUGUUACUGCCAGCAGAGUGUCACCUGUAUGGACAGCGACUACACGCUCUGGAGUGCUCUGCCCUGCGUCGUCGAAGGACUUCAGUCAAUCGCAGUUUUCAGUCGCUAUUUUGGCCACUUUUUGUGCUGAAAGUAGUCCUCGCCGUCGUCUCGAUUAAAGGUGGAUUUCUUGGAUGGGAGCGCGGAGAGCGACCGGGGGCUUCGGCUUCGACUGUCCGUGUCCCUCCUCCCAGCUGUAGUCCCCAAACCCGGUUCCGACUAACGCGGUUCUCACGAUGAGUUUUGACGGUCGACACAAGUUGACAAAACGCCCGCUUUUCGUUUAAGACGUCGGCUCUUUUUUAUCAGCGGACGUACGAGUUAAAAAAAAAAAAAAACAUGAUCAGAGACGUUUAGCGAGCACUCUUUUUAAUCACACUGACUCAUAGACGUCGAGGAAACCAUCGCUCGGAGCUACGGCGCUGCCUUUUUAAUCCUGAACUCUGGCGAAGGGUCGAGGAAGAGACGCUUAGUUCACCCGCCGAACCGGAACCCCGUCCGGCUCCAGUCUGCUCUGAUCUCUGCAUGAAAAGUCAAGCGGAAAGUCUUGCAGCAGAAUGCCGAGGAGAAAGCAGCAAGCGCCCCAGCGAUCCGUGGCGUACGGUCCUGAUGACGACGUCAAAGACAACAAGACCCUCCCGGAGGACGAGCACCUGCAGGACGACGGGCUGUCCCUAGACGGCCAGGAGGGGGAGUACCUCUUCAACGACGACGACGACCUUGCCGACCACUUCAGCUGCCAGAACUCCCCGCUCAGCAAUGGCACCAACCCGGACGCCGGCUACGCCUCCCCGCUCAGCAACAGCAGCGAGCAGCUCGCCGACAUCAAGACCCCUCCCCCUGCCUUCCAUGAGGUCCAGGAGGAGAAACCGGCCCCCGCCAAGGUGGUGGAGGACAAACCGGCCACCCCGGCGGUGGUGGAGAUCCCAGAGCCUGCCAACGGCCUGUCGCUGCAGGACAGCCUGGAGCAGAUGAAGGCCGUCUAUGCAAACCUGAUCUCGGAGGCCUCCUGGUCCAGCAUCGCUAUGGAUAUGCUCAAGAGUAAACAGGGGAACAACCUGAGAGCCAACACCCACAACGGGAGGAAUCACAAAGGGAGCAAUGGCUUCCUCAGUAUGAGCGGCAGUAGCAGUCACAGCCAGGGGAACGUCCACGUGAAAACCAGCAGUAAAACCAGCAGUAGCAGCAUCGCCUCCAUGUCCUCCACCAACACCACCACCACCAGCAGCGUCAACACCAGUACGGCGACGAGCCACUCAAACAGCAGCAACAGCAUGAGCAACAACUGCGGAAACAACAACAGCGGCGGUGUGGCCUACGACUGGCACCAAGCCGCCUUGGCAAAGACCCUGCAGCACACCCCGUACCACCUUCUGCCCGAGCCCAGCCUCUUCAGCACGGUGCAGCUGUACAGACAGAACAACAAGCUGUACGGGCCCGUGUUCACCGGCGCCAGCAAGUUCCGCUGCAAGGACUGCAGCGCCGCCUACGACACGCUGGUGGGCCUGACGGUGCACAUGAACGAGUCGGGCCACUACCGGGACGACAACAAGGACAAGGAGGACGACCGGGGAAAGCGCUGGUCCAAGCCCCGCAAGCGCUCCCUCAUGGAGAUGGAGGGCAAGGAGGACGCCCAGAAGGUCCUCAAGUGCAUGUACUGCGGCCACUCCUUUGAGUCCCUUCAGGACCUGAGCGUGCACAUGAUCAAAACGAAACACUACCAGAAAGUGCCUCUCAAGGAGCCGAUGCCCACCCUCACCUCCAAAAUGGUGCCGCCGAGCAAAAAGAGACCGUUUCAAGAGCUGGUGACGCCCAGUUCACCAGAGUCCGGGUCAUCGUGCGUGCCGCUGGGGGAGACGCCGAAAGAGACUCAGAAACUGGUCAACCCCUAUGUCACCGCCAACAAUCGCUACGGUUACCAAAACGGCGCUAGUUACACGUGGCAGUUUGAGGCGCGUAAGGCGCAGAUUCUCAAGUGCAUGGAGUGCGGCAGUUCCCAUGAUACCUUGCAGCAGCUGACCGCCCACAUGAUGGUCACGGGACACUUCCUCAAGGUCACCAACUCAGCCUCUAAGAAAGGGAAGCAGUUGGUGUUCGACCCGGUCGUCGAGGAGAAGUUCCAAUCUAUCCCCCUCCCGCCGACCACGACACGACUCCCGGCGCCCAAUGGGAAGCCAGAGUCUCCGACGCGGCCCCAAACCCCAGACGAGAAGAAAGAGGAGGAACAGAAGCAGGAGGAGAUGGAAGAAGAAAGCAUGGAGGUCCAAGUCCCCGAGAAGAAGAUAAAAGAGGAGAAGGAAGAUCCGUCCGAGAAGAGCGAAAAAGCCGGGAAGAACCAGCCUCAUAAAUACCUCACAGAGGCUGAUCUGGAGGAGGCUCCUAAAGGUGGCGUAGACAUCCUCAAGUCAUUGGAGAACACGGUGUCAAGUGCAAUCAGCAAGGCCCAGACAGGUGCACCCACCUGGGGCGGAUACACCAGCAUUCAUGCUGCCUAUCAACUCCACGGCGCUCUGAAGUCGACCUUUUCCUCAUGCGCCCAGGUGCAGCCUUUAUUUAGCAGCACCAGCAUGAAGGUGCUGUCGUCUGACAUGGGCUCUCUGAUCCACUCGCCCAAUAGCCCCUCUCCGCCACCUAACCGCAGGAGCAACAUGCUCGCCAUGGAGGAGCUGGUGGAGAAAGUAACCGGGAAGAGCUCGGUGAAGAAGGAAUGGGAGGAAAGUCGUUCGGAAAGAAAGUGUAAGUCUGUGGCGACCAAAUCCCCCUCACCGCCUCCUAGGGAAAAACAGGUUUCGCCCAAGCAGGAAAACCUGUUCAGACCAGCAAAAAGAAAUACCCCAGAGGACCGAACUGAGUUCAGAGACAAAGUAGGUGAGGUGGAAGAGAGUAAAAUGGACAUGCAGGUGAAGAGCGAGGCGGUGUCUCCUGAAGUGGCGGUUUCUAACGGCUGCAAUAAGCUAGGAAUAAUCACAGAUCAUUCCCCCGAGCAGCCCCUCGUAAACCCUCUCAGUGCACUGCAGUCCAUCAUGAACAAUCACCUGGGAAAAGCGGCAAAGGUGUCCACACCUUUCACAGAUCCCUUCUCAAUGCUUCACAAGCUCAACAACAACAUCAACAACAGCAACAUCAACAACACCACAGUAGAGAAGCCCCUUGCCAGCUCUGUCCCGGCCAAGCAGAAGGAGCCACCGAGCCAGUACCACGGGGAUGAGGACCAGCCCAUGGACUUGACCAAAUCCAAAAACGCCAACGGCAGCACAGGCAACAGCACAUCUCCUACACUGAACAACAGUCACGUGAACAGCUGCAAGAGAGUCGUCGCCAGCCAUUAUCCCUCGAUAUCUCCGCCCUUGCGGGAGAACGCGUUAAUGGAUAUUUCGGACAUGGUGAAAAACCUGACGGGCCGCUUGACGCCAAAGUCGACGACGCCGUCCUUGACCUCGGAGAAGUCGGACAUGGACAGCAGUGUUUUUGAAGAGGGCUACGAAGACCUCUCUCCCAUCCAAAGACGCAAAGGCCGACAGUCGAACUGGAACCCCCAACACCUCUUGAUCCUCCAAGCCCAGUUCGCCUCGAGUCUCCGGGACACCCCAGAGGGAAAGCUGAUCAUCACCGACCUGGGACCCCAGGAAAGGGUGCACAUCUGUAAAUUCACUGGCCUUUCCAUGACUACUAUCUCACAUUGGCUGGCCAACGUGAAGUAUCAGCUAAAGCGGACAGGUAGCACAAAGUUCCUGAAAAACAUUGACACAGGCCACCCUCUCUUUUUGUGCAGUGACUGCGCGUCACAAUAUCGGACACCUUCCUCUUAUAUCGCUCAUUUGGAGUCCCAUCUGGGCUUCACCCUCCAUGACCUCUCCAAGCUUUCCAUAGACUUGCUAGGGCAGCAUGCUGUGAGAAUAGCAGAGAAGACGUUCAGCUCACUGGGACUCACAGAACAGGACACUGGUUCGGUGCUACAGUGCAAAAUGUGCAGUCGGACCUUUGUGAGCAAGCAUGCGAUUAAACUGCACCUUUGCAAGUCCCACGGGAAGUCACCGGAAGACCACCUCCUCUUUGUGAAGGAGCUGGAAAAGACGGAUAACCUAUAAAGUUAAAUGAAGCAUGACAGAUUAUCGUUGCACUAUAUCUCGAAGCUGCAAUCUGCCAUUUCUGAUAGUGCCACAGCUGUAUUUUAUGUUUGAUUAAUAGAUAUUCGAAUGAAAUUAUAGUAGCUUUAAUACCACUUGAUAAUCAGUUUUGGGCAGGGGUAAGGGGCUGUUUCGCGGUGAUACCAAACCAAAUUGUUUUUGGUGUGAUACAAACGUAAAACUUGAUUUAAUGAAGGAGCCAUUGUGCUAUAUAGUCACUGACUGAUUGUUGCUUUUCUGUUUUGACUGCAUCUGUCCUGAGCCUUCGGGAACAGUCAAUCUCUUGGUUUAAAACUGGACCGUUCUCGAUGUUAGCCAUGCUCACAUUCAUUUCAACAUUAUUUAUGGGAGAAAACUUGUGCAUGUUUUCUUUAAAUGAAAAGCAGUGGCUGGAUACGUCUCAUGAAAUUUGAUCUCUAAUGACCAAAUUAUUAUGCUUAUUGACCAAAUUUGGGAAAUGUUUAUAUGAAGUUAUUGAGGAAAAAACGUUUUAUUUGUACCUUCAAAUAAAAGAUUGCUAUAAUUUAAGCCUUUUUCGAAAAGUGCUCGGUUUAUACAUAUGUAAAAUAACGUACCACAUUUUUUAAGAGCCUAGCUCCUCUUUACCACUUCAAAUGAUGGGGAUAAUAUAACACUUAGCAACUACAAUAAUUACAAUUUGCUUUUAAAAACACAAACAUGAUGUGUUUGAUCAUCUUUGGUUCUUUUUGUAUGCAUUGUAUAUCCUUUUCUGUUGUCUCAACAUGUACAGUAUUUACAUUAGCACCUCUGUCAUCGAUGUGCAGCUUUGGUCGUGAGCAUAAAUUAAGUUUUAAACAUAUAAAUUGUAUAAAAAUAAGCGAGUAUGUAUACAUGUGUCAUCAUAUCUUGCUUUUCACAGUUCCACAUUAUUUGUACUGUGUGCAUUUUUUACGAUGUUAUUUUAUAGACAAAUAUUGGGAUAUGAUGUACAAAGAUUCUGUUAAGGAAGACCACUAUGUCUCUUUUUAAAUGAAAUGUAGACCAGCCCUUAAUGUGGUUUACAUGAAAUGAUGAACAGUGGCAUCUUCUCCGAUGCAUGGUACUGUAUAUGAAAAACGAAUACAAGCAAUGCCCCUAAAAGUAUUGAUUUACGCUGUUUGAUGAUGAACCCUCGUACUGAUGAGACAAUUUUAUCCUCAAUUGUAGAAUAAACUUCUGUGUUCCUGAUUAA
Messenger RNA from Gadus macrocephalus (Pacific cod), 5561 nucleotides. RefSeq names its product teashirt homolog 1-like. The coding region runs from base 800 to 4330 and encodes 1176 amino acids. Gene Ontology annotation, cellular component: nucleus. The transcript is spliced from 3 exons. Gene Ontology annotation, biological process: regulation of transcription by RNA polymerase II. Gene Ontology annotation, molecular function: DNA-binding transcription factor activity, RNA polymerase II-specific; DNA binding. Lineage: Eukaryota; Metazoa; Chordata; Actinopteri; Gadiformes; Gadidae. The record is from RefSeq and is a predicted model, not a curated record.